AUGCAGGCUGGGUCUUCGGCGAUAAGGAAAUUCAUCGGUCGCGUGGAGAACAAGACUGUAUCGGCUCCCCGGCCUCUCAGCGCAGUGGUGGUGAGACACCCGCUGGCAAGACUCGCCUCCGCCUACAGAGACAAGUUCUUGAAUGGGAAAGCACGCUUCGAGUAUGACGAUGAAUGGCAAAACGUCACACAGAGCACCGAAAGCUGGUACACACGCUUCAAUAAAUACUGGCUGCCUGCACUCAUAUUUGGUAAUGCCUACAAUUUAAGCGACCUUGUACAACGGUUCAGGAACACAUCUUUCACUUUCAACCAAUUCCUGCGUCACGUGGUCUGGACCCAUGAAAUGGCCAUGCCUGAUGAACACUGGAUGACCUACACAGAGAUGUGUGAUCCUUGCCGGAUGAAGUUCGAUUACAUCCUUAAGUUGGAGACGAUACAGGAGGAGAUAUAA
Messenger RNA from Eriocheir sinensis (Chinese mitten crab), 453 nucleotides. Its product is annotated as carbohydrate sulfotransferase 11-like. Gene Ontology annotation, cellular component: membrane. The record is from RefSeq and is a predicted model, not a curated record. Gene Ontology annotation, biological process: carbohydrate biosynthetic process. NCBI's taxonomy places the organism in Eukaryota, Metazoa, Arthropoda, Malacostraca, Decapoda, Varunidae. The transcript is spliced from 3 exons. Gene Ontology annotation, molecular function: sulfotransferase activity. Bases 1 to 453 code for a protein of 150 amino acids.